AUGUCUGUCAUUCAAUCGGCACAACAGGAUGUUGAGUUUGUGGAUGCAACAGUAAAAUGCUUUGAGACUCGCGUCCUUCAAGUCGUUAGUUGGGUGAGAGAUAUGAUACGCAAGUGCAAGGGAGAAAAUCUAGACAUGGAGGAUUAUGACAACAAUGACAAUGAGUUCACUGCUAAAAAGCCAAUUGCUGAGAUCAUGACCGAGGAGAGAUUUCUGCAAAGUUCAGCUCUGACGAGCCCAGCUCUAACGAGCCCAGCUCUGAUGAGUCCAGCUAUGAUGAGCCCAGCUCUGAUGAGUCAAGCUCCCAACGCUACCAACCACGUGCCAGCCCUGCCAAGUCCAGCGCCGCCAAGUCCAGCGCUGCCCAGUCCAGCCCUGCAAGGUCCACCUCUACCAAGUCCAGCGCUGCCAAGUCCAGCGCUGCCCAGUCCAGCGCUGUCAAGUUCAGCGCUGCCCAGUCCAGCCCUGCAAGGUCCACCUCUACCCAGUCCAGCGCUGCCAAGUUCAGCUCUGCAGAAUCCAGCUAUGUCAAAUCCAGUCCUGCAGAGCCCAGAUAUGCAGAAUCCAGCCAUGCCAAGUGCAGCCCUGCAGAAUCCAGUCCUGCAGAAUACAGUAUUGAAAAAUCCAGUUCUGCAAGGUCCAGCGCUGCCAAGCCCAGCUCUGCCGAGCUCAGCUCUGACGAGCCCCUGCCAGGAAGAGAAGGCAGUGCAGCAGAAACAAAAGGAGAUGGAGAAAGAGGAGGUUCAUGUGUCUUUGUUGGAUGACGAUGAACUAACCGAUUUGUUGGAUGAGGAUGUGAUAGAGGUCGAAUGUUUGGCAAAUUUAGAGGAAGAUUCCACCGAGAUGUUGGAAGAGCCUCAAAGAGAAACGGAAAGAAAUAGAUAA
Salvia miltiorrhiza (redroot sage) is the source of this 885-nucleotide messenger RNA. RefSeq lists its product as uncharacterized. The record is from RefSeq and is a predicted model, not a curated record. Bases 1 to 885 code for a protein of 294 amino acids. The transcript has a single exon. Lineage: Eukaryota; Viridiplantae; Streptophyta; Magnoliopsida; Lamiales; Lamiaceae.